AAAACACUUUGCCUUUGUUAAUAUAUAGCCACCUCCAGCUGGUUCCAAGCUUAAACCCUCUUCAUCAUCAUCCCCAAACCUUCUCUCUCUCUCUCUCUCUCUCUUUCUCUUUCUCUUUGGAAGAAGAAAGUUUUAAAUUUGCUUUUGUAGCAACCGCCUUUAGCUCGCUCUGUUUUCUUGAAAUCUUGCAGUGUAUUCUUCAUUAUUCCAAGCUUGGAAGCAACCGCCUUAUUCUUUUUUUCUCUCUUUCUCUCAACUCAAGUUCUGUUUCCCAGUUCGUUUUAGCUUUCGGAAUUUUUUGAGUUUAGUUCUCUGUUGUUAAACAUGAGUAAACAAGAGUUGAUGAAGAUGCAGCAGACUUGCGUUCUGAAAGUGAAUAUACAGUGUCACUGUGAUGGGUGUAAGAAGAAAAUAAAGAAACUUCUGCAAAAAGUUGACGGAGUUUAUAAUAGCACAAUAAAUGCGGAGCAAGGGAAGGUAACAGUGACAGGAAAUGUCGACCCAGCUAAACUCAUAAAGAAGCUUGAGAAGUCAGGGAAGCAUGCUGAGCUAUGGGGAGCUCCAAAGGGCUUCAACAACUACCAAAACUUCGUCAACAAUCAAUUCAAGGACAUGCAAAGUGGCAAAGAAAACAAAUCUCAAAAGGGUGGAAAAGGAGGCCAGCAAGUGCAACACCAAAUGCAACAAUUCAAAGGGUCUAAUGAUCUAAAGAUGCCUCAGAAAGAUCAGAAAUCUGCCAAGUCCAACUUGCAGGAUGGUUAUGAUACAAGUGAUGAUGAUUUUGAUGACGAAUUUGAUGAUGAUUUUGAUGAUGAUGAUGAUGAGGAGGAGGAGUUUGGUCAUGGUUAUGGACAUGGUCAAGUUCAGGUUCAGGGUAAUCAUUUGCCUAACAAAAUGAUGCCCAUGAUGGGAAAAGGCCAUGGACUGAAUGGCCCUGGUGGUAUGACUGGCGGGCCUAUGUUUAAUGCUAAAAAAGAUGGUGAUGGUGGAGGAGGAGGAGGAGGAGGAGGAGGAGGAGGAGGAAAUGCCAAGAAAGGUGGUGGUGAUUUUGAGAUCCCCGUGGUCAUGAAGGGCAAAGGCAACUAUAAUGAUGGCCAGAAUAAAGGUGGAGGCGGUGACCGGAAGAAUGGUAAUAGCAAGGGAGGGAGUGAAAAACAAGAAAGCAGAGGUAAAAAAGGUGGCAAAGGUGGUAUUGGAGGGUUAUUCAGUUUUGGUAGGAAGAGUAAAAAUGGAAGAGAAGGCGGUACUGGUAAUAAGAGCUUCAAUAAUGGCAGUGGGGCCAUGAAAGAUGGAGGCAAAAAUGAUGGGGUCCAUGAUUCUAACAAAAUCAAGCAAAACAGUGAAAUUGAUGUUAACAGAGGUGGUGCUGGUGCCAACAACAUGGGCCAGAUGGUGGGCCAAAUGCGCCCAAUGGGUAGUUAUCCUGCAGUGCAAGGACUUCCUUCACCGGCAGCCAUGAACGGUGGUUAUUAUCAAGGGAUGGGAGGAAGCAACCCUUACAAUCAACAAUACAUGUCGAUGAUGAUGAACCAGCAGAGGCCAAAUGGGAAUGAUAUGUUUCAACCAAUGAUGUAUGCUCCGCCACAUCCGGCCGUUAACUAUAUUCCACCGCCACCAAUGCCUUCGCAUCCUAUGGCGGAUCCCAUCACUCACUUCUUCAGUGAUGAGAACACCAAUAGUUGCAGUAUAAUGUAAGUUGAUGGAAUAGUUUAAUAUGUUGUUUGAGCUUAUCUGGUAUAUGAAGUAUUUGCUUAAAUUCA
Manihot esculenta (cassava) is the source of this 1760-nucleotide messenger RNA. RefSeq names its product heavy metal-associated isoprenylated plant protein 34. The record is from RefSeq and is a predicted model, not a curated record. Gene Ontology annotation, molecular function: metal ion binding. The transcript is spliced from 3 exons. The coding region runs from base 325 to 1695 and encodes 456 amino acids. Lineage: Eukaryota; Viridiplantae; Streptophyta; Magnoliopsida; Malpighiales; Euphorbiaceae.